Microstroma glucosiphilum is the source of this 3070-nucleotide messenger RNA. RefSeq lists its product as hypothetical. Gene Ontology annotation, biological process: protein histidyl modification to diphthamide. The coding region runs from base 131 to 2917 and encodes 928 amino acids. Gene Ontology annotation, molecular function: diphthine-ammonia ligase activity. Lineage: Eukaryota; Fungi; Basidiomycota; Exobasidiomycetes; Microstromatales; Microstromataceae. The record is from RefSeq and is a predicted model, not a curated record. The transcript is spliced from 4 exons.
GGCUCUUCUCGCAUUUCCACGGAUUUUGUCUCUUUCCGUCGGAAGGAUGCCUCAGUUCCGUAUUUCCGUGAGUUGCUUGCAACCUCGAACAGCAACGACUCACCAAGAAGUGAAGUCUCUGAAUCAAGCCAUGAAGGUCGUGGGUCUCUUGUCAGGGGGAAAGGACAGCUGCUAUAACCUGUGCCAUUGCGCCAAGCUCGGCCAUGAGAUCGUAGCGCUGGCUACGCUCGCACCUCCAGAGGGAACAGAUGAGCUUGACUCGUACAUGUACCAGACAGUAGGUCACGAUGCCGUCCACCUUGUAGCAGAAGCCAUGCAGCUGCCUCUGUACAGGCACGUCAUCACAGGCAAGCCCCUCCAGACCGACUCCUCCUUCGGCAUCCUGCGUUCUCCGUCUACCGGCACUGGCGAAGACGGCUCAGCUGCCGAGACGGAACAAGACGAAACGGAAGAUCUCCAUCUUCUGCUACGACAGGUGAAGCAGCACCACCCCGACGUGCAAGGUGUCUCGGUCGGGGCCAUCCUCUCCAAUUACCAGCGCUUCCGAGUAGAGACGAUUUGCUCUCGUCCGGAGCUCCAGCUGCAACCCCUCGCCUACCUCUGGCAGCGAGACCAGUCGGAGCUUCUGGAAGAGAUGGUGCAUGCAGGUGUCGAAGCCGUUUUGAUCAAGUGUGCAGGAAUAGGGCUGGAUCAGAGGGAUUUGGGCAAAUCGCUGGCGAUUAUGCGGCCUAAGUUGGAGAGAUUAAAGGGACUAUAUGGAGCUCAUGUUUGUGGAGAGGGAGGAGAGUAUGAGACAUUGACGCUAGAUUGCCCCCUUUUUGAGAAGAGAAUACGACUCGACGAGACCGAAACGGUGGUGGAUUCGACGACGAGCUUUGCAUCUGUGGCAUACUUGCGGGUACAUAAGGCUACUUUGAUAGACAAGGACGCUAGCUCAUCCAGAUUGGACGACGUCGUCAUCUCCCCAGCGCUCGAUAGGCUAGGCACUCGCACAAAGGUUGUAGCUUUGCAUGCGCUUCAAGGAGCAGGCAGCUCGAUUUCUGCCACCCACACUCGUCUUCCUCGCUUAGCAAAAUCCGUGAUUCUGGAUGCUCAUAGACAACAGACGGAGGCCACUCACCGUAGCAAAGGGAAAUGGGUCGCCUUCUCAGGCAUUGCAGCCGAUCUGGACGAGCUCCCCUCCUCACAAAAAGAAAUCUCACAUGACGCUGAAGUUUAUGCCACCUUUGCCAAGCUCCGGCAAGUCCUGAGAGCUCACAAGCUUGAUCUGCCACACGUUCAGCACCUCAACCUCUCGCUACGAGAUCAAGCAUCAUUUGUGGAGGUGAACAAGGUGUACAAGCAGCACUUCGAUCUCGAGCCGCCCACGAGGGCUACCGUCGCCCUCCCCCAUCUCAGGGCGGCAGGCGCCACGCAGCGCACUGUAGAGUUAGACGGGUGGGCGUACGGCGAUGGGUCUGUCUACACAUGCGAGACAGACCCCAAUGGCAACCUUCUCUCUGCCUCUUCACCAGCACCUGCUAUGGCACCCCGCCUCCGCCAACUGCACUCCGGCUCCCGCUCUCACCGUCAAACCCUGCACGUGCAAUCCCUCUCCUACUGGGCCUCCGCCAACAUCGGUCCCUACUCACAAGGCCUAAUCAACGCUUCGCGCAUGAGUAUCGCUGGUCAGAUCGGACUGCUUCCCGUUGAUCUCUCCCUUCCUUCGGGUUCGGGCCAGGAAGGUGUGGCCAUGCAGUACGCCCUCUCUCUGCAGCACGCUAGGCGAAUCUUCACUGCUGUGCUUGAGGAGAGGAACAGGGGUGGGAAGGGAUGGGUAGAAGGGGGAGUGUGUUGGAUCGCUUCGCCUACGGUGGAAUGCGAGGGUGAGACAUCAGAGAGGCUGAAGGCAGCUCUGCGCUGUUGGGCUGUACAAGACAGUGCUUCUGGAAUCGCUCCGAUUGGACAGUCCACAGUACAAAGUUCCUCAGAGGAGGACGAGGAUGAAGACGCGGAAGAGCAGGCUUCAGACUGGCUCUUCGGCUCAGAAGGCAUCGUCAAUCGCUCCAAGUGGCAAGGGUCGCAAGCACUACCGAUUCUGUAUGCCCAUCUAGGCGAGAAAGACCUACCGCGGGGUGCGGCUGUUGAGUGGCAGCUGACUGCGCACGACGGCCGGCGGCAGAGCAGCAAGAGUGCCAAAUACGCAGGAACCGGGGAAGUGGAUGAGGAUGAGGAAUACGAUGAAAGCGACGAAGCAGAGCGGCCUGUCGCGAGGCAUGACACCUUCACCCUCCCCCUCUCCUCCCUCCCGUCCCUCACCAGCUCCUCUUUCUCCAUCAUCUCGUCCUCAUCUUCAAGCACCCUCGAGCUCUCGCACCAGUACAUCUCCUCACCCAGCGGAUCCUCUUCAUUCGGCAUCAUCGCUUUGCGCUCCGUCGCCACCGCCACAGCCACCACCACCGCCAGCACUCCCGUCGACACCACUUUCAAUCCCAGAUUCGAAGUCACCGAAGAGACGAGAGGCGCUUUUGCGCUUGUGCAGGACAGACUACGAAACGCUCUCAGUGUCAAGGUCUUCGUAUCCCUGCAGGGUCAAGGGCAGGGGCAAGGGCGACUGCAAGGGCAAGGGCAAAGUGAAUCGCAAGGAGAGGAGGAGCAGCAAGGGCAAGAAACGCAGGAGCGAAUGGCGGCCGCUCGUGAACUCUUCUACGCCUUCGUUGAUCGUGGACCCAGCGAGGGAGGUGAAGAGAAGAACGAAGAGGGCUCUGCUACCAGCACUCCCUUGCCGGCACACGCAUUCGCGGCUGCUCUUCGCCUCUCUACGGCUCGGAGUGGUACGCACCAGCGAAAAGGACAAGGAGAAGAAGGGGCCGAAGAGAAGGGAGAGGAAGAGUGGGAUGAUUGGGAGGUAGCAUUCGUUUGGCAUGAUGUUGAGUGAGAGUACUUCAGAACGAGAUGCGGGUUGUAAGAGUCGUUUUCUAUUGUCGUUGUCAUUGUCAAUGUGGAUCACAGAGUAGGAACGCCAUGCUUCCUGAUAUGACAUGGCAAUCAAAGGGCCAGUCUCUACAAUUCUUCCCUCCCCACCACAUCU